ACCAGUACUCAGCCGAACUCCAUUGGUAGCAGGCUAACUCGAGGAUAAAACUGGACGCCUAUUGGAUCACGAAAACACACCCACGGAGUCCCGUAUACCAGUAGCAGUAGCAGCCACUAGCACUCAGCAGCCAGACACCAACAGCGAGACAAAACCACCAUCAUGAAGUACAUGUGUCUGCUGAUGCUCCUCUGCUUCUCCCUGGUGAACUCCGAGGUCAGGCAAGCGGAUCCCGGAUCCGGUUCCGGUGAUGAGCCUCCAAUAACGGACGAACAAGCGGAUCCGAGCGACGUCGCAGCCGACGAAUCUUCAUUUGACGAUAAGCGCAGACCGAUUUGCCAUCAUACAUCAGUCUGCAGAUUUGCAAAUGGAAUCUGCAGGAGACACUGCAGGCUGAAUGAGAUACACCUGAAGAAUGGAUGCACUGGUGGCAGGCACUGCAAGUGCUGCGUUGUCAAGAAUCAAAACUGCAUUGUGACCAGUCAGUGCAAGAAGGCCAGCGGGGUGUGCCAGACCGCAGUGUGCAGUACCCAACAAGUUGAGAUCGUCAACGGAUGCUCCAAAGCCAACAGCACUGGCACCUAUUCGUGUCACUGUUGCGCUCAUUUUGGGAACAGAGAAGGUGAAGACACCGAAGGAACAGGAGUGGCAGUAGGAAACGAAAUAGCAGAAGGAACAGGAGACAAUAAACUGGUGCCAGAAGCAGCGCCAGGGGAAGAAGAAGUGGUACAAGAAGAAGAAGAAAUACCACAAGAGCAAGCAAAGGGGCCAGAAUAAAUGCCGAGAAGAGGAACAAGCAAUCGAAAAAAGAACAGAAUGUCCUAUUAUGCAACACACAUAUAGACACACACACAGACGCAGACACACACAGACGCAGACACACACAGAUGCAGACACAAACAGACAGUCACACAUACAAAACAACACACUACCUUUACUCCAUACCAAAAACUGUCUUUUUAAACCUUCCAUUGAUAACUACUGCUCACCAGGUCGACUACUAUGGGCUCUUGCAUAACAAUAUAAGAGUAACACUAAUCUUGAAUUUGAUUUACUGAAGGUCUGAAAGAUCACAGAUUAUCUUAACACUAACCUGCUACUGAUUUACUGAUCGCCAGUGUUCAUGCUUCAAAACUAGGUCAAAAUUUUAUUUUAUCAAUUUGUUUUGCUAAUUAUUUUCCGAACAAACAUUUACAAUUAUAAAUAUUAUGUUCAAAUGUUUUGCGCUUCAACAUAUAAAUGAUUUGCGUUUAGAUAAUAGCUGUGUUCUGAUGACCAUUUUUGACAGAUUGAUGAAGAUUAAGCCACCCAAGAGGUGGCACGGGCAUGAAUAGCCCGUAAGUGGUGGCCCUUUCGAGCCAUUACCAGUAUCAAAAGAUGAUACUGGAUUUUUGACAAUUUUGAUUUUGUUUUUGUUUGGUUUUCUUCCUUUGUUAGUAUUUUUCUUCACCGAGACCCAAAGUCUCGGCGAAGAAAAAAGACAUUUAGAAAAUAUUAAGAGGUUUCUCCCUGAAUAUUUCUUUUUAUGUUCUUCUUUUACCACUUUUAAUUGGUUUUAUCUAUCUGUAUAGCUAUGUUACAGCUACAAGAUAGUCAGUUACUGUUCAAUAAUUAUUUCCAGUCCUUCAGAGUUGGGUAAUGUACCCACGAUACAGUAGGUGUUUCCUCUCUGGAUCGUGAGGUUGUCUUUAAGUUAUAUUACGAGUUUUAUCAUGGUUAUGAACAAUAAAAAUAUAAUAAAUA
Procambarus clarkii (red swamp crayfish) is the source of this 1743-nucleotide messenger RNA. RefSeq lists its product as uncharacterized. NCBI's taxonomy places the organism in Eukaryota, Metazoa, Arthropoda, Malacostraca, Decapoda, Cambaridae. The record is from RefSeq and is a predicted model, not a curated record.